CGGGUCAUGUGAUGGGGGGGAGGCUGAGAUGUCAGCGGCUUCCUUCUUCAGCCCGGAUUGGGGCUUGAUCUCGGAGUAGUGUGAGCUGGAGAGCGCCCCGCUUCUUCUCCACAUCCACGUGCAGGUUCUGGAGCUGCAGCUCUAAGACGUGAACCAACAUGGUGGACUUCCUGGCCGAGAACAAUCUCUGUGGACAGGCGGUCCUGCGCGUCGUCUCCCGGGGCAAUGCCAUCAUUGCUGAGCUGCUGAGACUCUCUGAGUUUGUGCCCGGCGUCUUCAGGUUGAAGGACAAGGCCGACCAGCAGAAAUAUGGCGAGAUCAUAUUUGAUUUCAGUUAUUUCAAGGGUCCGGAGAACUGGGAGGGGAGGCUGGAGGCCAAACCAGAACUUCAAGAUCUGGACGAGGAAUUCCGAGAAAACAACAUCGAAAUCCUCACAAGGUUUUAUUUGGCCUUUGAAAGUGUCCACAAGUAUAUUGUCGAUUUAAACAGAUAUUUGGACGAUCUUAAUGAAGGGAUUUAUAUUCAGCAAACUCUGGAAACGGUUCUUCUCAAUGAAGAUGGGAAGCAGCUGCUGUGUGAAGCUUUGUACCUGUACGGGGUGAUGCUGCUGGUGAUCGAUCAGAAGAUUGAGGGAGAAGUGCGGGAGAGGAUGCUGGUCUCUUACUACAGAUACAGUGCUGCUAGAUCCUCCGCUGAUUCCAAUAUGGACGAUAUCUGCAAACUGCUGCGCAGUACGGGGUACUCCAGCCAGCCAGGGUCUAAACGGCCUCUAAACUACCCCGAGAGCUAUUUUAGCCGGGUGCCUAUAAGUGAGACAUUUAUCAGUAUGGUGAUCGGCAGACUCCGAUCUGAUGAUAUUUAUAACCAGGUGUCUGCAUACCCUUUACCAGAACACAGGAGCACCGCUCUGGCCACACAAGCUGCCAUGUUGUAUGUUAUCCUAUACUUCCACCCUUCUACCCUACAGACCCAUCAAUCCAAGAUGAGGGAGAUCGUGGAUAAAUAUUUCCCUGAUAACUGGGUUAUCAGUAUUUACAUGGGGAUCACAGUCAAUCUUAUGGAGGCCUGGGAUCCUUACAAAGCUGCAAAGACUGCUCUGAACUACACCUUGGAUCUGCCCAACAUCAAGGAGCAGGCAUGCCGGUAUGCCGCUAUCAUGGAGCGUCUUCACCCUCAAGUGCAGCAGUUCCUGAAGGAGGGAUUCCUGAGAGAGGAGUUUGUACUGGAUAAUAUCCCCAAGCUGCUGAACUGCCUGAGAGACUGUAAUGUCGCCAUCCGGUGGCUGAUGCUGCAUACUGCAGACUCGGCUUAUGACCCAAAUAACAAGCGACUCCGACAGGUAAAAGACCAAGUUCUGGCCGAAUCGAAGUACAACCCCAAGGUCCUGUUCCAGCUGCUGCUAGACACGGCUCAGUUUGAGUUCCAGUUGAAGGAGAUGUUUAAGCAAAUGUUAUCAGAAAAACAGACCAAAUGGGAGAACUAUAAGAAGGAAGGAUCGGAGCGUAUGACGGAACUCGCUGAUGUCUUCUCUGGGGUUAAACCUCUCACCAGGGUGGAGAAGAAUGAAAACCUGCAGGCCUGGUUCCGGGAAAUCUCCAAACAGAUCCAGUCCUUAAACUACGAUGAUUCCACGGCUGCUGGAAGGAAGACCGUACAGCUCAUACAAGCCUUGGAAGAGGUGCAAGAGUUUCACCAGCUGGAAAGUAACCUUCAGGUGUGCCAGUUCCUCGCUGACACCAGGAAGUUUCUGCAUCAGAUGAUUCGCACAAUCAACAUUAAAGAAGAGGUGCUGAUCACCAUGCAGAUUGUGGGUGACCUGUCCUAUGCCUGGCAACUGAUUGACAGUUUCACAUCAAUUAUGCAGGAGAGCAUAAGAGCCAAUCCUUCCAUGGUCACCAAACUGAGAGCCACGUUCCUAAAGCUGGCGUCCGCCCUUGACUUACCUUUACUGCGAAUCAACCAGGCCAACAGUUCUGAUCUCCUCAGCGUCUCUCAGUAUUACUCUGGGGAGCUGGUUUCCUAUGUAAGGAAGGUUCUUCAGAUCAUUCCAGAGAGCAUGUUUACAUCUCUAGCUAAAAUUAUCAAACUUCAGACCCAUGAUAUAAUAGAAGUGCCCACGCGCCUUGACAAGGAUAAACUAAGAGACUACGCUCAGCUGGGGGCCAGAUAUGAGGUGGCCAGGCUGACUAAUGCCAUUUCCAUAUUCACUGAGGGAAUCCUCAUGAUGAAGACCACACUGGUUGGAAUAAUAAAGGUCGACCCUAAGCAGCUUCUGGAAGAUGGGAUACGGAAGGAGCUGGUGAAACGCGUGGCGUUAGCAUUACAUAGAGGACUCAUCUUUAACCCCAGAGCAAAGCCAAGCGAACUGCUUCCAAAGUUGAAGGAUAUGGCAGCCACCAUGGAUGGUUUCCACCGCUCCUUUGAGUACAUUCAGGACUAUGUCAGCAUUUACGGCCUGAAGAUUUGGCAGGAAGAAGUGUCUCGGAUUGUGAAUUAUAAUGUGGAACAAGAGUGUAAUAACUUCCUCCGCACCAAGAUUCAGGAUUGGCAGAGCAUGUACCAGUCCACGCACAUCCCCAUUCCUAAGUUUCCUCCUGUAGACGAGUCUGUGACGUUCAUUGGGCGGCUGUGUCGUGAAAUCUUGAGGAUAACUGAUCCAAAGGUGACUUGUUACAAAGACCAGAUGAACACCUGGUAUGACAUGAGAACUCACCAAGAGGUGACCAACAACCAUCUCUUCUCGGAGAUCCAGGACUCCCUGGGGACAUUUGGAUUAAAUGGCUUGGACAGGUUACUGUGCUUCAUGAUUGUGAAAGAACUACAGAACUUCCUCCGGUUAUAUCAAAGGGUGAUUCUGAAGGACAGAACAGCUCAAGAAACACUUAGAGCUCUGCAGAAGGUCGUCAGCCCUAUAAAGGGGAUUAUAGCCAAUUCUGCGAAAAUCUAUUCUUCUGCCAUUGCCAAAACCCAGAAGAUCUGGGCCCCUUAUCUGGAUGCUAUAAUGAAGGUUGGACAGAUGCAGAUUCUACGGCAGCAGAUUGCAAAUGAAUUAAAUUAUUCCUGUAAAUUUGAUUCCAAACACCUUGCAGCCGCCCUGGACAACUUCAAUGAAGCGAUUCUAUCAGACAUCCAAGCACAUUACAAGGACCCAACCCUGCCAUGCCCCAAGGAGGACAACACCCUCCUGUACGAGAUCACUGCCUACCUAGAAGCUGCUGGGACUCACAACCCCCUGAACAAGAUCUACAUCACCACUAAGCAGUUGUCCUUCUUUCCCAUCGUCAAUUUCUUAUUCCUGAUUGCUCAGUUACCAAAGCUGCAGUAUAACAAAAGUCUAGGUAUGACGUGCAGGAAGCCAGCAGACGCCAUUGACUGGCUGCCGUUAGUACUUGGCCUCCUGACGUUGCUGAAGCAGUUCCAUUCCCGAUACACGGAGCAGUUCCUGGCACUUAUUGGGCAGUUCAUUCGCUCGUCCAUGGAGCAGAGUACAAGCCAGAAAAUCCCAGAGAUGCCAGCAGACGUGGUUGGGGCGCUCAUGUUCCUUGAAGAUUAUGUUCACUUCACCAAGCUGCCUAGGAGGGUGGUGGAAGCUCACGUGCCCAACUUCAUCUUCGAUGAGUUCAGAACAAUCAUUUGAUUGGAGAGAACCAUGAAGUUUACAUCCUAUCCCCCUGGACAGCGGCCAUGCAGCGCUCCUGGCCUGUGACCUACCUGUGUAGUACUGGUCAUAGUGAAGACCAGAGCCGGUGACUAGCCGCCCAGUUAGUAGUCUGGUUAACCCUUGCAGACCUAACACAAGGACAUCUCUCCAAUAGCACUAUAAGCCACACUCAUAUUCAUCUCUAAAUGACUUUUGGGUAAUAAAGUAAUGUACUUUUCAUAAUGAAAUGAG
This is a messenger RNA of Bufo bufo (common toad), 3893 nucleotides long. RefSeq names its product WASH complex subunit 5 (gene WASHC5). The transcript is spliced from 29 exons. Gene Ontology annotation, biological process: endosome organization; endosome fission; actin filament polymerization. The record is from RefSeq and is a predicted model, not a curated record. Gene Ontology annotation, cellular component: endosome; WASH complex. The coding region runs from base 159 to 3638 and encodes 1159 amino acids. Lineage: Eukaryota; Metazoa; Chordata; Amphibia; Anura; Bufonidae.